AUGAUCAUUGGACAUGAUCUACAAAACUCACUAGGCAUUGACAUCCUUUGGUCCAAACAAUUGCUAAUGUGGGACGGAAUCUCAGUUCCCAUGAAAGGUUACACAGACCGUUCUGAUGAAAACGAAGACAAACUUCAAACCAUGUUUGAAGAGAUCAUGGAAAUAGAACAAGAAGAAGAACUAUUUGGCGCGGCUAAACUUCUGGAUGCUAAAUACAAAAAAGCAGAUAUUAAUGCGGACAUUGAACAAAUGAAUCAGUUAUCAGCGCACAAAAAAACCAUGUUGAAGAGUUUGCUCUGCAAAUAUAAAGAAUUAUUUGACGGCACUUUAGGCACGUGGAACAUUCUGCCAGUUGAUUUCAAACUUAAACCAGGAAGUAAACCAUUCCACGCAAAACCUAUGCCAAUUCCACUCAUACAUAGAGACACAAUCUGCAAAGAAAUUGAUCGUUUAGUUUGCAUUGGCAUUCUCAAGAAGGACACUUUCAGCAAAUGGAGCGCUCCUUCAUUUAUUGUUCCCAAGGCAAACGGACAAUGCCGCCUUGUCACGGACUUUUGA
Messenger RNA from Cylindrotheca closterium, 558 nucleotides. Lineage: Eukaryota; Bacillariophyta; Bacillariophyceae; Bacillariales; Bacillariaceae. The record is from the annotation of a GenBank genome assembly.